GCGCCCUCUCUCUCCCCCCCCGUCAGGAGAGGCGUUUGCGGCUUGGACUCCCGCUCCGCUCCCCAGGCCGUGGUUCCGUGCUGUGUGUGGGGAAGAUGGCGGCUGAGGAGGCUGUAGUGGCAGCGCUGGCCCGGCUGCCCCCCGAAGAGGGGGAGCCGGAGGAGGAGGAGGCCGGAGAGAUCAAUGGCGUGGUUGUGUCUGGAAAAAUGGAUAACAACAAACUAGAUGUGUAUAUGUCUGAAGCAGAAAUGAAAAACAAAGAGGAAAGAACAGAACAAGAGUCUAUAAGGGAGUCUGAUAGUACUAUUUUGGAUGCCUCAUCUGAUUCUCCAAGAGAGAAACAUAUUUCAAUUCAAAGACAGCUUGCUGAUCUAGAGAAACUAGCUGACCUGAGUGAAGGUGAGUUUACCUCGGCUGUUUCCCAGAACACAGAUCAACAUGUUGCAGCUGGAAAGAAACCUUGCCCACUGUGUCCUGAAGAGAAAUUCAAAGCUUGUUAUAGUCAUAAGCUCCAUCGCCACCUUCAAAAUUUGCAUUGGAAGGUUUCUGUUGAAUUUGAAGGAUACAGAAUGUGCAUCUGUCACUUACCUUGUCGCCCAGUGAAGCCAAACAUCAUUGGAGACCAGAGCUCUACAAAGAUGGGAGCCCAUUAUCACUGCAUCAUCUGUUCUGCAACCAUUACACGAAGAACUGACAUGAUAGGGCAUAUUAAGCGCCACGUGAACAAAGGAGAAACUGAGUCCAGGUAUAUUGCAGCCGCUGCUCCUAAGUCUUCUCAUGAAGUGCUGAAAGAGGCAGACACAGAUGUACAAGUUCUUCCUAACUACUCCACACCUCAGAAAUCAGAUUCCUAUUUUAAUCCCAAAAUGAAACUCAACAGGCAACUGAUAUUCUGUGCAUUAGCUGUUUUGGCUGAAGAACGGAACCCGUUAGAAUGUUUGGAUGCAUUUGGGGCCACCGGUAUAAUGGGAUUACAGUGGGCAAAGCAUCUUGGAAAUUCUGUGAAGGUUACGAUUAAUGAUUUCAAUGAAAAUUCCGUGACAAUGAUUCAGGAAAACUGCCAUUUAAACAAGAUGAAGGUGAUGAUGAACCCUAAGGAAGAGGAUGACUGUGAUGACACUAUGGAAGAAGGAGAGGAAAAUGUAGGCAUUAUUGAUGUGACAAAAAUGGAUGCCAAUGUCAUAAUGCACUUGAGAUCCUUCGAUUUUAUACACCUGGACCCAUUUGGAACAGCUGUGAACUACCUGGAUUCUGCAUUCAGAAAUGUAAGAAAUCUUGGAAUAGUAUCAGUGACAUCCACAGACAUCAGUUCUCUGUAUGCAAAAGCUCAGCAUGUGGCCCAGCGCCACUACAGCUGUAACGUUGUCAGAACGGAGUACUACAAGGAACUGGCAGCUAGAAUAGUCGUUGCUGCUGUGGCAAGAGCUGCAGCUCGAUGUAACAAAGGCAUUGAAGUUUUGCUUGCAGUAGCUCUAGAACACUUUGUCCUAGUAGUGGUGAGAGUUUUGAGGGGACCAUCUCCUGCAGAUGAUUCAGUCAAGAAAAUUCGGUAUCUUAUGCACUGCCAGUGGUGUGAGGAGAGGAUUUUUCAGGAGGGUAAUAUGGUAGAAGAAAACCCUUACCGGCAACUACCUUGUGACUGCCACGGCAGUAUGCCUGGGAAGACAGCAGUAGAGCUUGGUCCUCUGUGGUCAGGGUCCCUUUUUAACACUGGAUUCCUCAGAAGAAUGCUGUUUGAAGCUGUUCAGCACGGCUUGGAUGAGAUUCAGCCACUUGUAAAGACAUUAAUCUGUGAAGCAGAGUGUACAACUCUAAAACAGUUUUCAAUCCAUGGUCCUGCCAGCCAGAACAAACAAGAAGAAUGUGGUGUCUUUAUUAAAACACCAGAUACUGCUGCUGACUACUAUGUGGUACAAGGUAAAAGGAAAAGUAAUGAAAUGAGUAGAAACAUAGCAAAAAGACUGAAGUCCGAAAGCAAUGCUGAGCACCCUGCAUUUUACUAUAAUAUCCAUAGACAUAGUAUCAAAGGAAUGAACAUGCCAAAGUUAAACAAGUUCUUACAGUAUCUGUCCCAAGCUGGGUAUAGAGUAAGCCGAACCCAUUUUGAUCCCAUGGGAGUUCGCACAAAUGCACCCUUGGCACAGUUUAAAUCUAUCCUUGUGAAGUACAGCACUCCCACGUACACUGGGGGGCAGGCAGAAGGCCCUGUCCAGUCCACUGAAGAUGCCCAGGCAGGAGAUAAUGUCCAAACUGCUGUAGCUGACAAGUCAGGAGACAUGGAGUUCACAGAAGAUAAUAAAUCAGGAGACACUCUCACGUUCACAAAAGACAGCUAUAAUGAUAACUUUACUGAUGCUGAAUGCAAAUAAUGUGUUAAUUUGAGAUUUGCAACUAAGCCCUACUCAUGUAAACCAAUCUACAGAACUGGU
This is a messenger RNA of Malaclemys terrapin pileata, 2429 nucleotides long. It is a transcript of the gene TRMT1L, whose product is annotated as tRNA methyltransferase 1 like. The transcript is spliced from 16 exons. Gene Ontology annotation, molecular function: RNA binding. Bases 96 to 2369 code for a protein of 757 amino acids. Gene Ontology annotation, biological process: tRNA N2-guanine methylation. Lineage: Eukaryota; Metazoa; Chordata; Testudines; Emydidae. The record is from RefSeq and is a predicted model, not a curated record. Gene Ontology annotation, cellular component: nucleus.